Molecule: messenger RNA, 6663 nt
Organism: Venturia canescens
Lineage: Eukaryota; Metazoa; Arthropoda; Insecta; Hymenoptera; Ichneumonidae
Product: ATP-binding cassette sub-family C member 10
Exons: 17
Coding region: 146-5029 (1627 amino acids)
Biological process (GO): transmembrane transport
Cellular component (GO): membrane
Molecular function (GO): ABC-type transporter activity; ATP binding; ATP hydrolysis activity
Source: RefSeq, a predicted model, not a curated record
GCAAUAGAGGUCUACGAAUCGAUUAAAGUAUUAAUUAAUCACAAUAAAACAUAAGGCUUAAACGUCUUACGAAAGAUUCAGUGUAACCGGCAAAUUAGGUUUUUUGGGAUAAAUUACAUGUCGUCCAAAUUCACAUAGAUACAGAAUGGAAGAUCCUGAAUCAGAAUCAUUUUUUGGACGUUGGACCUGGAAUUGGACAGAAUUAUGUGGAUAUCGCGGAAGUAUAGAGCCUCUAAAUCCAGUUACACACGAUUUAGAACUAUGUUUUCAACAGUUCUAUCUCCAACUCCCGACGCUCGCACUGAUGGCAAUAAUAUCAGCAUACUUCUGUGGCAAGCACAAUUAUUCUCAUGAACGGGUUUCCCACAUUGCCAUAAAUUUGAGACUGAUUAUAACGGCUGUUUUAGCCAUUCUUCCUAUAAUAAAAGCUUACAUAAUUGUCACGAACACAACGAUAACGCCACUCAAUGACGCAUUCAGCAACGUUAUGAGUUCGACCCCGACGACACUAUCAUCAUUGGCGAAUUCUCAAAUUCUUUAUGGCAUGAAUACUGGUGGACAUGGACUUUUGACAAAGAUCCGUGACGGACUCAACAACACCUCGAGCAUAGCGAAACUGAUAUUUUACAACCAUGCAAAUCACUCUUACUCAAAUACUUCGUUAUUCACGGAAAAUGGAAGUAAUCUGCCAUUGAGUAUGAAAUACGCGAAUCAAGCAACGGCUGCCAAACCAAUAGAUUAUCUGAUCGCGGGUACCGAAGGCGUUGCUUGGGUUGUUCAUCUCUGUUUCAUUCUUACUCUACGUCGAAGCAACAGCCUCAAUAUGCGAGGACCCGUCGCUGUAAGAGCUUUGAUUUUCAUGCUCAUUGGUGUCUCUGCUUUGCUUUUACGAACUCACGUAAAACACAAUCCGUUUGAUGAUGUUUUGCCCAAUCUGUCUCUCGGAUUCAGCAUUGCAGUUGUCACUCUUUUGAGUUUUUAUGUUUUGACGCUUAUUCCUGGUUAUGGCUCAAACCGGACAAACCGAUACAGUGAAGUAAACGAGCGAACGUCGCUCUUGAGUUCACCAAAUUCUGCCUAUGUACAUUUCAUGGAAGUUCAAGAUCCAAGUUAUCUCGGGACUGCUAUGGAGAAUUCAACGAUUUUAUCCAAACUUCUGUUUCACUGGGUUACACCAUUGAUGGAGAAAGGGGUCCGAGGAUUGCUGAGACACCCCGACGAUCUUUACGAUUUACCGGAUCACAUUACUACUGCGAUGAUUAAUUAUGAAAUUGAUAAGAGCAUAAGGAGAAUGCCUCGAGCGAAAAGGAGAACCAACUUCAACGGUUUUAUUUCGGAGACACCGGAGAUCGAAGUUAUUUCGUCAAGGAAUAACGUGUCGUUGCUACGACUGCUGCAUCGAAAUUUUGGAUGGCAAUUUUAUGCCGUAGGCAUACUGAAAUUUGUUGCCGAUUGUACUGGAUUCGUGGGUCCAUUGUUAUUGAACAAACUCGUUGGUUUUAUCGAGGAUAAAAAUAAACCGAUAUCCUAUGGCUACAUGUAUGCAGCACUCAUGUUUUUCAGUACACUUUUAGGAGCGUUUUGCAUUACGCAUUUCUCGUUUUGGAUGUCCAUAGUGGGUUUGAAAAUUCGGGCAGCCAUAAUAUCGCUCGUUUAUCGAAAAACGUUGCACUCUUCGAAUGUUGAGUUGAAUCGCCAAUUCACGUUCGGUGAGAUCGUUAAUUUCAUGAGCACCGACAGCGACAGAAUCGUUAACAGUUGUCCUAGUUUUCACACGUUUUGGAGUAUUCCCCUUCAGCUCGCAGUAACGCUGUAUCUUUUGUACGCACAAAUUGGCCUAUCAUUCCUCGCUGGUGUUGCUUUUGCCGUUGUUCUUAUACCGAUAAACAAAUUUCUGGCUAAUAAAAUUGGUCAACUCAGCACCAAGAUGAUGAAUUACAAGGAUAAAAGAGUAGGAUUGAUGGGUGAAACUCUUCGUGGUUUGACUACUAUCAAACUUAAUGCUUGGGAGGAAUAUUUUCUCAGGAGCAUAUUCAAGCUUCGAGAGCAGGAAUUAAAAUAUCUGAAAGGGCGCAAAUAUUUGGACGCGUUGUGCGUUUAUUUUUGGGCGACAACGCCAGUUCUAAUAUCAAUAUUGACUUUUGGUACGUACGUAUUGGUCGGAAAUCAGCUUGAUGCGAAAACCGUUUUCACGAGCAUGGCAUUAUUGAAUAUGCUCAUCGGACCAUUGAACGCAUUCCCGUGGGUUUUGAACGGUUUAACCGAGGCGUGGGUCUCGGUCAAGAGGAUCCAGCGACUUUUGGAUUUACCAGAUUUGGAUAUAUCGACAUAUUAUGCGAAUCCGCCUCCAGGUGUUGAUAUUAUGCUGAAAAACGCCUCCUUCUUCGUAAGUGACAAUCACGAUGAUCAAACUGUGACUAAAGUUCCCGAAUCUCCGGCUCCUUCGACGUCGAGCAGCAAGAAAGUCGUCACAUUUGAGGGGGAACGUGUGUUCACGUUGAAAAAUCUCAACAUCGACGUUCACAAAGGACAGCUUAUCGGCGUGAUGGGAAAAGUGGGCGGUGGAAAAUCGCUACUUCUGGAUGGAAUUUUAGCCGAAAUAACGCGGGCAGAAGGAGUAGUGGCGGUUCACGAUUUGGACCAAGGAUUCGGUUACGUCAAACAAAAUCCCUGGCUGCAGCGAGGAACUAUCAGAGACAAUAUUUUAUUUGGAAAAGCUUACGAUCACAACAAGUAUAAAAAUAUAUUAACGGCUUGCGCUCUGACGGAUGAUCUUAUGACCUUGCCGAAGAAAGAUUUGACGGGCGUGGGCGAAGCUGGAAACACACUUUCCGGUGGUCAAAGAACAAGGAUAUCACUCGCACGAGCUGUUUACGCGGACAAAGCAAUCUAUCUGUUGGACGAUAUACUCGCGACCUUGGAUACAAAAGUUGCAAAGCACAUAUUCCAGCACGUUGUUCUUGGUUUGUUGAGCAACAAAACUCGAAUAAUGUGCACACAUCAAACGCAAUAUUUAAUUCACGCGGAUCUGGUAAUCGAAAUGUCAAAGGGUACAGUAGUGAAGCAAGGCGUGCCGAGUGAUAUUCUGCCAGAUUUGGAAGACUAUUUGUUGUCAUCAGGAUUGACCGAUUCGGAUUUCGAGGCAGCUCCAAUUUCUGGACUACCUAAGAGUUAUGACGAGCUCGUAAACGUGGACAAAGAUGCUUUACUCGACGAGGAAUUUGUGGAAAGAGGAACUGUCAGAUUCGGCGUUUACUCAGCGUACAUGAGCGCAAUCGGACGUUAUUUGGCAAUGUCCAUUUUUCUGUCGAUGCUCAUGAUGCAGUGCUCCCGGAAUUUCACCGAUUUGUGGCUUUCAUUUUGGGUCACCCACGCAAACGAAACCUCGGCUAACACGACAAACUCGAGCCAUCAACUGAAUGUGCUUCAACUUGAAGCUUCUUUGGAUGACGACAACGGAGUGGAAUAUUAUCUCAAGAUUUAUGCCCUAUUGGGCUUGCUCAAUUCGAUUUUUACUCUUAUACGCGCGUUCAUGUUCGCUUACGGUGGCAUCCAAGCGGCUUACUCCAUGCAUAAGCAACUACUCAAAAUUGUCAUGAGGGCUCGAACUACGUUCUUCGAUUUACAUCCACUAGGAAGAAUAUUGAACAGGUUUUCGUCCGAUACUUACACCAUCGACGAUUCUCUACCUUUCAUCGCGAAUAUCUUGCUGGCACAGUCUUUCGCCUUGAUAGGAUCAAUCGUCGUUACUGCUUACAGUCUUCCCUGGAUAUUUUUGUUACUGGCACCUCUCGCACCGGUUUAUCACUGGGCUCAACAACAUUACAGAUUAACCUCACGCGAGCUGAAACGUUUGUCGAGCACAGCUCUGUCACCAUUGUACGCACAUUUCAACGAGACGCUGCAAGGAUUGAGCAGCAUCCGGGCAUUCCGCGUCGUCUCUCGUUUCCGUCACGAAAACGAGCUUUUUUUAGAGGCCAGUCAAAAAACACAAUUCGCCGCGAUGGCGGCUGGUCAAUGGCUCUCACUGCGCUUACAGUUUAUCGGCGUUGUAUUACUCGCUGGUGUUUGCGUAAUGGCUGUUGUUCAGCAUCAGAUCGAAGUCGCUGAUUCGGGUUUGAUCGGAUUAGCGAUAACUUACGCUCUCUCCGUAACUGGAUUAAUGUCCGGUGUUGUGAAUGUGUUCACCGAGACAGAGCGGGAAAUCAUUGCGGUCGAACGAGUCAAACAGUAUUUGGACAAUAUUCCUACUGAAAGUAUUGACGGCGAUAAUCCUCCGUACGGCUGGCCCAGUCAGGGAGUCGUUGAAUUUCGUGAUGUUAUACUCAAGUAUCGGGAUGGUCUGACACCGUCAUUGAGAAGAUUGUCUUUCUUAACGAGACCAGCUGAAAAAAUUGGGAUCGUCGGUCGCACAGGAGCAGGAAAGAGUUCGAUUUUGAACUGUCUCUUCCGUCUCGUCGAGAUAACUGCUGGUGAAAUAUUUAUUGACAAUGUGGACGUAAAGAGAUUGCGAUUGAACGCUCUGAGAUCUCGUCUGUCGAUAAUACCACAAAAUCCAUUUUUGUUCUCCGGUACUAUUCGCGACAAUGUUGAUCCCUUGGAUCAAUAUCCCGACAUUCAAAUUUACACAGCUCUGGAAAAAUGUAAGCUUCAUUCUUUGGUACAUCGGUUAGGAGGAUUGAGAGCCAACUUGGAAGAAAAUGGUAACAACCUCAGCGCUGGACAGAAACAAUUGUUCUGUUUGGUUAGAGCUAUGUUGCAAAAUGCCAGGAUAUUGUGCAUCGACGAGGCUACAGCGAACGUCGACCAAGAAACGGACAAAGCCAUACAGACGACUAUAAAAUCUUCGUUCAGAAGUGCAACUGUUAUAACAAUUGCACAUCGCAUCAGAACAAUAAUGCACUGUGACCGAGUAAUGGUAAUGGGAGAUGGUGAAGUUCUCGAGUUCGGAGAGCCGAAUUUCCUUAUACAGAAUACGAAUUCGUAUUUUUAUCGUCUCGCGAGCCAAGAAUUUUCCGACAAAGAAUAGUCUGUGACCCCAAUCCAGAACUGGUAACUUCAUAUGAAAUAACAAGUGCACUGAACAUCAAAACAAAUCGAUGAUGACUUAAACAUAGAUUUAUGGUCGGUGACUUCGUUCGUCUGAAGUAUCCUCAACGAUCCAACAAAAAUAAGAUUGUUUUUGAAAUAUUCUGAAUUUCUAAAGCACUAUUCCAAUGUUUCUAACAAGUUGAAUUCUAAACUGAAUAAAUUCUCAACUUGCUCGACUUUUCUGUAUUUCGAAAUAUACUACGAGUAAAAAGUCCAUAAACAAAAACUUGAAAAUCAAGAGAUUCUUAUAAACAGCCGGGAACCGUGGCCUACUUUUUUUUUCAUAUUUUCAAUAUCGGAAAUUGACGAAUAAAAUAUACAAAGAUGAUUUAAUGUUUGUGAAUCGUUGUCGAAUCGCUGAGUGCUGAAUGUCAUGAAGCUGAAAUCUUUGGUUGAGAUGCCUCGUCCGAAAUACUCUUGAGCAUUUCAGUAUCACAAAUUUUGAAAUACAUAGUCUGAUAAAUUUAAAGUUAUUUAGGAUUAUUCACAUUUUUGAACAUACACUUUUAUCUACAUUCAGGAUAGGAGAGCAAAUUUUUGUUAUUAUUCGUUGAAUAUUGAAUUGUAAGUGCUAUUACUAUCGAUUGAUAUUGCUCGAUAAUUUGAUAAUUAUUUUAAAUAAUGUAAUUCUUUUGUGACACAACAAAAGAACUGCGUUUCGGAAAAGCUAGUUUUGAAUUCUGCUAUCAAAAAUUCGUAAUUAUCCGUUUCGUUCAAAUUCGGGAAUAUCGAUGCCUAUUUUUUUACCACUGUAAAAAAUGUUUGUAUAUACAUGAAAAUGUGUAUAUAGGAAAGAGUCAUGAACAGAGAUAGAGAGAAAUAUAUAAAUAUAUAUAAUAGCCGGUAGCAUGGGUUUGUACGAGGCCUCGCAAAAAGAUGGGGGGCAAUACCAAAAAAAAGUUAAGUGGUGCGUGAAGCAAGAUGAAUUUGAUGGGGAUAAUUCGUAGUAUAAAACGUCGUCAUUGUAAAUUAUUGUUUGUCUUAUAUUGCUGUUGCAUUAAGUUAGCUCGUGAUGAUAAAAAAUGUUCUAUUAAUUUUGAAAUAUUGAUUUAUUAUGCGUUACUUGUAUUAUUGACGAAGAAUUAUGAUUUUUAUGAAUCUGAUUAGAAGAAGAAGAAAAAAAGAGAGAGAGAGAGAGAGAGAGAGAGGAAACGAGUGAGAUAAUGUAUCGACGACAAUUAACUUUGAAUUCAUUACUUUAUUUAACAGCUUUUUAGUUCGCUAUUGUGAAUGCAUUUUCGUUCCGUUACGCUUAAAUGUAGAAUUUUAUGGACGUCGAACAUUCAUGAAAAGAGUUAAAUCUUCGAUUUCUAAAAACCCUCUUCCACGUUGAUCCAUUUGUUUGAACGCUUUUCGCCAAAUUGACUUUGACACUUUGAGAUUGGUGCGUUCAGUAGCCGAAUAAAAAUCCCAUAUAUCAAUGUGUCCCUUGACUAUAAAAUCGAUGUGAGAUCGUUGAUCCAUUCGUGGAUUUCCUUCGUUUAUUAUUGUAUUCGAUAAAUGAAAAUGACGAUUAAAAUAUUAUUUUCUUACAGUCACUGUCCAACAGUACGAAUAAAGUUUUUGGCUCGA